Messenger RNA from Durusdinium trenchii, 1968 nucleotides. NCBI's taxonomy places the organism in Eukaryota, Dinophyceae, Suessiales, Symbiodiniaceae. The record is from the annotation of a GenBank genome assembly.
AUGUGGACGUUGAACCUGCCACAAGCUUUGAAGCCGGGGUUGUCCCUAUUUCCAAUGUGCUCAUUGCCACAGACUCGGAAGGGGAGGGUGAUAUUUUGCUUCAAAGUGAUUCUGAUCAAGAGAAUCUGGUGGCCACUCCGACUUGCAGCGAUGGGGAGCUACUGCUGGAAACUGAGUCGGAGAAAGAGUGUUCACAGCCACCGCAAAAAAAAGGCUCGUAGAUACUCAGAUCAACGGACUGCAAACCACCAGCUGACGUUCCUCCAGCGCCCUGUGUGCAGAUAUGCCCACAUGAGACUUUAUGCCAUCGGCUCUAGUGCACUGCAAAACAUGCGCGCUGGAAACAAAGGAUUCACCAUGCACUCAGGGCGCCUUCGUGAACCACAGCACCCUUCUCUUGGGGUGUCAAUGGUUCGGUGUGCUGAGAACAAGAAGUGGCCAUCGAUCAUGUCCUUCUUUUGGCUCCUUUGGAUCAGUUGCGCGGAGAUUCUUCCGAUCAAAUUUAUGAUGCCUGGACGACAGGACGAGAACCUGUCUGAAUCUCGCAUGUCCAAAGACCCUGAUUUCCAAGAAAGGUAUGUUCAGAAUUUCUUGGCUUGCUUGGAGCGGAACUAUGACAUGAACCCCGUCACACGUGCAUUGGUGGCUGUACCAGCUUCGAUGGCUCAUCAAAUCAGGAGCUCAAAAGAGGAGGAACAUGCGGAUUCCCUCCAAGAAGAGAUUCUUUUCAGUUCGGAUUGUGAAGGUCAAGAUCCUGGCGACCGCAGUUCACCAUCCUUGCUUCUGGCUUCAUCGGAGGAGGAAGCGGCGGCUGAUGUCCAGACAUCCAAGUAUGGAAAGCUCUUUCGCAUUCCAGGAGAACCAGGGGUGGAUAGCUUUGUCGCCGAUUUUGUCCACAAUCCGGAGUUCGAAUGCAUUCGGAGAAAGCUGGUGCACACCUUUAGCCAGAUCGAUGUCCUCAAAGUUGGGAGCAUGUUUACUGGAUGGGCAGUACUAGAGAUGGUAUUGGAUGCAUUGAAGGCUGAAUGGAAUGCAGCUUGUUCCACACCCUCUGAUGCCCUCCUUGAGGUGCAGCUUUGCUUCAUGGUAGAAAUCGACGAAGCGAAGUCGGAGUACUUGAUGUCCAGCGUAGUGGACUCACAAUGCUCGUCUGGCCGGGGCUUUCUUGGCUUGGAGACUUAUGUCAAGAAACACAAGCCCAACAUGAUUCUCCUUGAGAACGUUGCCAGUCUGUUUUCCAAAAGGCAAGUGGAAGGUGGUGAAACUGCGUAUUCCAUCAUCCAGAAACGCUUGAACAGGUUGGGGUACUCGGUGGCCGCAGGGAUGCACAACACUGCGGACUUCGGACUACCGCAGCAGAGGCGACGGGCCUGGAUUCUUUGCCACCUUGAGGAUGAAGUCCAGUGUUCGGCUGCUGCUCUAACCUUGGAUGUCAACCGUUUCCAGCGGUGCAAUGUUCCCCUGAGCGCCUGUUUGGAGUCAACCCAAAACCCGGUGACCAGUGGCUCUCUUUCAAGGAAAUCUAAGAGGGACAUCACCAAGGAGAAGAAGUGGGAACAGGGAUUCGCCCAACAAUGCGAGGUCUAUGGGAAGGUGAAGCUUCAGAAGCGUGUUGCAGAACUCAAACAGCUGGCGGUUGGAUGCAGCGAUAGGGAGCUUAGCAUUCUGGCUGACCAGAACUUUGAUCGCGCCACCUUCCCAAGAUCGGAUGUGUCGACUAUGACAUGUAUCAUUCCUGGCGGAAAGUAUGUGGCCACAGGGCCUGGUGGAUUUCAUAUCCUCUCGGCCAAGGAUGCUCAUGGGGAGCUUGCGCGCCUCCAGGGUGUGGGAACUACAGAGUGGCUCAAGUAUCGCAUGGCGGACAAGUCUGACCACUCGAUGCGCUCUUUCAUUGGGAAUGCGUUCAGUGUCCCAGUGCACCUCGCAGCACUGGCUUCCAUUCUUGCCAAUUGGAGGCCACGUCCUUGA